This is a messenger RNA of Endocarpon pusillum Z07020, 936 nucleotides long. Its product is annotated as Sec14 cytosolic factor. NCBI's taxonomy places the organism in Eukaryota, Fungi, Ascomycota, Eurotiomycetes, Verrucariales, Verrucariaceae. The transcript has 4 exons. The record is from RefSeq and is a predicted model, not a curated record. Bases 1 to 936 code for a protein of 311 amino acids.
AUGGCGUCCCAUCUAAAGAAUCACCUGCCAGGUCAGAAAUCGAGCAAGGAGACUACUCCACGCACAUCAACGACACAGGCACCCUCCAACCCACAUGUGGAUCUCGACCCAAAAUACGACGAUUAUGACUUCCCCACAACUGCUCCAGAGACGCAAUCAGGUCACCCUGGUCAUACCACAAGGGAACAGGAUGCACAGGUCUAUCAAUUGAGGCAAAUGCUAGAGCAGGCAGGAUAUACGGAGCGCUUGGACACAUUGACGCUACUGAGGUUUCUGCGGGCAAGAAAAUUCAACGUUGAGCAGGCGAAGACAAUGUUCAUGGACUCCGAAAAAUGGCGAAAAGAGUUCGGGACAGACGACCUACCUCGAACGUUCGAUUAUAACGUGAAUCCCAAGUAUUCCAGUAUUAUCCGCAAUAUUAUCACAAAACCGAUAGAGUUUGAUGGUCGCCCGGUCUACAUCGAACAGCUCGGUAAAAUCGAUCUAACUGCCAUGUACAAAAUCACAACUGCAGACCGUAUGCUCCGCAACAUGGUAGUCGAGUACGAAAAACUCGCCGACCCGCGGCUCCCAGCCUGCUGCCGUAAAUCCGGCCGCCUCCUCGAAACCUGUUGCAGCAUCAUAGACCUCAAGGGUGUCGGCGUCAGCAAAGUCAGCUCCGUCUACGGCUACCUCAAGUCCGCCUCGGCCAUCUUACAAAACUACUACCCCGAACGGCUCGGCAAGUUGUACCUGAUCAACGCUCCCUGGGGAUUCAGUGGCGCGUUUAAUUUCGUCAAGGGCUUCCUCGAUCCGGUGACCGUGCAGAAAAUCCAUAUCCUAGGGUCGGACUACCUGCCUAAGCUGCUGGAGCAGGUGCCGAAGGAGAACUUGCCGAAGCAGUUCGGUGGAGACUGCGAAUGUGACGGUGGCUGUGCGCUGAUACGAAAUAAUUAA